Molecule: messenger RNA, 741 nt
Organism: Trichoplax adhaerens
Lineage: Eukaryota; Metazoa; Placozoa; Uniplacotomia; Trichoplacea; Trichoplacidae
Exons: 2
Coding region: 1-741 (246 amino acids)
Biological process (GO): negative regulation of BMP signaling pathway; nuclear envelope organization
Cellular component (GO): nuclear inner membrane
Molecular function (GO): chromatin DNA binding
Source: RefSeq, a predicted model, not a curated record
AUGAAUUCCGGCGACGCUUUACCAUACGUUGCAGUUUCUCACGUGCGCGACAUAUUAAUACCACCCAUUCAGAGACAACGAAAGCGCAAACUGUGGAAUGAGGCCGCCAACUACGUCAGCAAGAACGAUUCCCGUGUAAGGCUAGAAACACAAAGAAUUGCUGGUGAAGAUUUUGAGGUCUGGCGAUGGACCUGUCAAUCAAGUCCUGCAUUGAACCACAAAUUUAAAUCAUUAUAUUCUAGCUUACCUAUUGAAAAAAAUUCAGAAAUUGAGCAGUUAGUUGUGCCUGGAAUUGGGUUUAAAGUUUGGCAAGGGCAAAUAAAACACACUAAUAAUAUAAUAUCGAGGACGAUUGAAUGUAACGACAGUUGCUGCUUAAAGUUAGGGAAUAUGUUUGAUUAUGAGCUUGAAAGUGGUAGUGACUGGACCAGUAGAAUACAAGAUGCCAUUCUGGAAAAGUGUGGAGACAGCAGUAGCAUAGUCCAUAUACAUGUGGAAAGGUAUUCUAAUCGUGGUUCAGUUUACAUCAAGUGUAGUCAAAUAGAAGAUGCCAAAGAGACAUUUAAAGCUAUGCAUGGCUGUAUAUUUGACGGUAGGAUAGUUCGAGCUAGAUUUAUAAGUAAUCAGACAUAUCACAGCUUGUUUCCAGAUGCAGCAAAAUUUAGCGAGCCGUUGAAGCCUUCAAAUGAUUCCGUGAGAUCAAUGAUAUUUCUUGCUGAAGCGAAUAUAUAUCUAAGUUAA